Molecule: messenger RNA, 944 nt
Organism: Impatiens glandulifera
Lineage: Eukaryota; Viridiplantae; Streptophyta; Magnoliopsida; Ericales; Balsaminaceae
Product: serine/arginine-rich splicing factor SR45a-like
Exons: 6
Coding region: 39-707 (222 amino acids)
Biological process (GO): positive regulation of mRNA splicing, via spliceosome
Cellular component (GO): spliceosomal complex
Molecular function (GO): RNA binding
Source: RefSeq, a predicted model, not a curated record
AGUAUAUCAAAGCUUAGGGUUCUUUGUGCCGGCGAAAAAUGGCUGAUUCUCCUCCAAAAAGGAAUUCAAGAUCUCCUUCACCAUACGAGACUCACUCCAGAUCUAGGUCAAGGACAAGAUCAAAAUCCAGAUCCUUGUCAAGGUCAAGAGGGAGGUCAAGGUCAAGAGGGAGGUCAAGGUCUAGAAGUCGUGGAAGGGAUGAAGCUAAUAAUCCUGGAACCACACUUUAUGUGACUGGUUUAUCCACACGUGUUACCGAUAGAGAGCUUGAAGAUCAUUUCUCCAAGGAGGGAAAGGUAGCUUCUUGUUUCCUUGUUGUGGAGCCACGAACUCGCAUCUCCCGUGGUUUUGCCUUUAUUACAAUGAAAACUGUGGAGGAUUCUGAUCGAUGUGUCAAGUAUCUCAAUCGGUCAGUUCUGGAUGGUCGAAGCAUUACAGUUGAGAGGUCAAGGAGAAAACGCGCAAGAACUCCCACACCUGGGCACUAUUUGGGGCUCAAAAACACUAGGGAAGAACGUGGUUAUCGCGAUGAUCGUGACAGGUAUCGAGGAGGAGGUCGCGAUGAUUAUGGGCAACAGAGAUAUUCGAGACGCUCCUCACCUUAUAGAGGAGGAGGAAGUGGUCGUGAUUACUCUCCUCGUAGGCGAUCACCCUAUGGUGAAAGAUCUAGAAGGGAGGAGAGGUCAUAUUCACCAUAUGAGAGGUAGUGAAGAUGAUGCUUUACAUCAUUUUGUUUGGGGGUAAUUCUAUUAUAUAUUUCUGUUCUAGGUAAAAGUCAUUAAAUGGUGGAGGAUACAAGUAGUGAAUUGUUCUUCAUAACACAUGUUACCCUAGUGUGAGCUCUAGCCCUGUUUAAUUCUUACUUUGAUUUAUGGAUGUUUCUGGAGUUUGGUUUGAUCAGAUUGUCGGUUGCUUAAAUGCAGUUAAUAUAUGUUUUUGUAUGA